Staurois parvus is the source of this 693-nucleotide messenger RNA. The record is from the annotation of a GenBank genome assembly. NCBI's taxonomy places the organism in Eukaryota, Metazoa, Chordata, Amphibia, Anura, Ranidae.
AUGAGAAAGGUUGGAUACUUCCACACAGACUGUCUGGUACCUAUGGUAGGAAACAACCCUUAUGCCACCAGUGAAGACAAUGCAAAGGAACUGAGCACAAAUGCAGAAGUGUAUUCAUUGCCCUCCAAGCAUCUCACAGUUCUCCAGAUCCGAUCACCAAUAAUAAAGAAAAAUUCACGGUGUUUUCGCCAAGUCCUAAUAUCCUGGAUUAAGAAGUGUGGCUUUUCCAAAGUGGUGCUUCUCUCAAGCAGCCAUGCUUAUCGGCGAGAUGACCAGCAACUUUUUGGGACUCCAUACCGAUAUUUAGUCACUUCAGCUUUGCAACCAUCUGUGACAGACGUGAUGAAAGAACUUGAAUGGAAGGAACUGGAGAACAUUUCUUUAUACCCAGGCAUUAAUGAUGAAGAGAAAAAGAUGUCUAUCCCUGGAGGAGGCUUUACCAAGCAGAUUUUUGAAGACUGCUCCUCAGAAGACAUAAAAAUGGCUGUUGUUUUAAAAUUCUGUUCAGAAGGUGACAACAUUCCUGAUGCCUUUGGUCUUCUCAAUCACCUCAACAAAUGGCUACAUUUGAUAGAACUUCCAGUAAGUAACCUUUACAGAUGGGAUAUGAUCAGCCAUUCUACUUUGUACCAAUCUAUUUGCAAAAUAUUCAGAUUAUGGAUCUCAUUUGUUUUAUCACACCCAAUCCAUUAA